UUCCUUCCAUCCCUUCCUUGCUGUUUGUUGUUUGUUAAUUUCGUGCGGGUUCUCUCUCCCUCUGUCUCUGUGGUCGUGGGCCAACACGGCGAGACAAUCUCGCCCCCUCGUCAUCCAAGAACCUUCUUGCGCUUGAUAUUUUGGGCACUUUGUUUGUUUAGGUAUCUCGCCGUCACCGUCACGCCCGCAUACCUCCUCUCCUGCUGCUGCCCUGCUGUUGCCACUCUGUUGGCCUUGUCGAUUGGUGGUAGUGGUGGUGGUAGUGCUGCGGAGUGGGGUUGCAGUCGGAAAGUGAAUUUGGUCCCGUGGCGUGGUCCGGGGAGUGGAUUUGAAGUUCGAGUGAGGUUGUGAGGAGCGGGUCAGGCAAGGGUUCGGGGCUUUAGCAAGCGGUUCGCGAUGGCGACCGCCGGCGUGUUGGACGAGGAGACGACGGCCAAGGUUUUGCGUCAGAUGGAAUUUUACUUCAGUGACAGUAAUCUUCCUGGGGACGCCUUUUUGCUGAAGAACAUUGAAGAGAGUGACGAUGAUAUGGUUGAACUAUCUCUUCUGUGCACAUUCCAAAAGAUGAGAAAACAUUUGGGAGUGAACGAGUCAGACCCGACCAAAUUUCCAGCUGAUAAACUAGCUGGCGUAGCUGAAGUUCUGCGUAACAAGUCGACCUUUCUCCGUGUCUCUGAAGAUGGGAAAAGAGUAGGGCGUGUGACGAAGCUUCAGAAACCGGAGGUCGUACAAGCGGAAGUAGAUGCCCGUAGCAUUGCGGCUAACCCCUUUCCCUACACCAUUACAAUGGAGGAAGUGGAGACCUUUUUCAAGCAGUACGGACAGGUCAAGAGCGUGCGGCUUCCAAAACAUGCUUCCAGCAAGAAUGUUCUGUCAGGUUUCGCAGUCGUUGAAUUCUCUUCGGAAGAGGAAGCAAAGAAGAUUUUGAAAAUGGAGCUGGUAUGCCAAGGAGCCACCUUGGAACUGGAGCCUAAGACCACUUUUGAUGAACGAAAAGAGACAAUUUUCGAUCAAGGUGCAAAUGGUGGCAGGCAAUCAGGGGAGUCAAAGACCAACAGAAGGAAUGAGAAGAAGUUCCAAGACAGGCAUACAGAUUCAGAGGAAGACUACCAAAAGGGGUUAAUUGUUUCUUUUACUGCUAAAAAGAUUGGUGCUUUGGAUGAAUCUGAAAAGAAAGCAGAUGAUGAAAAGGUAGUUGAGGGUGAAAAGCCUAGCGAAAUAGAAAGUGGAGAUGAAGAAAAACUUUCCCGAGAAGAUAUUAAAGGUGCUUUGGCCAAGUUCGGAGUAAUUCGGUACGUGGAUUAUGCUAAAGGAGACUCUACAGGGUUCCUACGCUUCGAUGUACCUGAGGACGCACAAAAGCUUAGAGCUGCUGCUGCUGUCACACCUGAAGGCGGGUUGACAAUUGCUAAACAUUUGGUAACCUUCGAGGCACUCGAAGGAGACGAAGAGGCAGAAUACUGGAAGAAACUUAGGGAAGGUCAAGGUAACAAGCGGGACUUUGGUGGUGGCAGAGGCUUUGGUGGAGGUAGAGGCUACGGUGGCCGCGGUGGUGGAAGAGGUGGCGGUGGAUGGGGAGGUCGAGGAGGAAGAGGAAGGGGUGGCGACAGGGACAACAGGAAUAACAAGCGUCGUAAUGACGGUGAAGCUCAAUUUAAAUCUAAGCAACAGAAAACGGAGUAGACACAAUGCAGUUGAAGCUUUGAGCAUGAUGAUAGUGAGAGGAGCUUAACAAGUUGCAACAACAAUUUUGUUGCUGUCGAUACUUUGUGCAAACUUUUUACCGAGGCCAGAUUAGACAUGAGGUGUUAUCAUUUUAUAUCUCUUUACAUCAACUUGAGGAAAUUUUGGUGCUGAGAACUGUCUCGUGCCUUCAAUUUAAUAUUGCCCUUCUAAAACUUUCGAUGGAAGAUUUGGGCGAUUUGUUAGUCCCAUCUCAUUGAUCGCAGUUGUGAAGAGCCUGGGAGCAUCUUGACUGCAACGUACAGCUCAGCUGUGUUAUACGUUUUUGACACCUGUCGAGUCAACAAGAAAAACCAUAUAAUUUGGUUUUGAGUGGCCU
Molecule: messenger RNA, 2062 nt
Organism: Physcomitrium patens
Lineage: Eukaryota; Viridiplantae; Streptophyta; Bryopsida; Funariales; Funariaceae
Product: la protein 1
Biological process (GO): RNA processing
Cellular component (GO): ribonucleoprotein complex; nucleus
Molecular function (GO): mRNA binding
Source: RefSeq, a predicted model, not a curated record